This is a messenger RNA of Pteronotus mesoamericanus, 2099 nucleotides long. RefSeq names its product PX domain containing 1 (gene PXDC1). Gene Ontology annotation, molecular function: phosphatidylinositol binding. The record is from RefSeq and is a predicted model, not a curated record. The coding region runs from base 291 to 986 and encodes 231 amino acids. NCBI's taxonomy places the organism in Eukaryota, Metazoa, Chordata, Mammalia, Chiroptera, Mormoopidae. The transcript has 5 exons.
CCAGCUGCGGCCUCGACGUCGACAGCAGCGCCGCCCGCAAAGGGAAGAGCCUUAUAAAGCUGCCGCUCCUCCGGCCAGAGCGACUCUCGCUGCGCUGUCUCAGAAGUGUGCGCGAGGCCCUGAUCAGACCUGAGACCCACUUCCGACGGAUCCCGAUCCCGGACAGCGCCCAGCGACCCUGGACAGACCCCAGGGCGACUCCAGGCACACACCAGCCCGGACGCGCCCCCUGCCGGCGGGCAGCGGGGGCCGAGGGCGCCCCGGAGGCUGGGGCAUGCUUGGCCCGCGUUAUGGCCUCGGCAGUGUUUGAGGGCACCUCUCUUGUGAACAUGUUCGUACGCGGCUGCUGGGUGAACGGCAUUCGCAGGCUCAUCGUCAGCCGGCGCGGCGACGAGGAGGAGUUCUUCGAGAUCCGCACGGAGUGGUCGGACCGAAGCGUGCUUUACCUGCACCGCAGCUUCGCCGACUUGGGCCGCUUGUGGCAGCGGCUCCGGGACGCCUUCCCCGAGGACCGGCCGGAGCUGGCGCGCGCGCCACUGCGCCAAGGACUGGUCGCCAUAAAGGAUGCCCAUGAUAUAGAGACCAGGCUCAAUGAGGUGGAGAAGUUGCUGAAGACCAUCAUAAGCAUGCCAUGUAAGUAUUCUAGGUCAGAAGUUGUGCUCACCUUCUUUGAAAGAUCUCCUCUGGAUCAGGUGUUAAAAAAUGACAAUGUACAUAAAAUUCAACCCAGCUUUCAAAGUCCGGUGAAAAUAUCAGAAAUCAUGAGGUCCAAUGGAUUUUGUUUAGCCAAUACAGAAACUAUUGUUAUUGACCACAGUAUACCAAACAGAAAAGAGCAGCACCUGGGUGUGGAUUCGGCAGAGCAUUUGUUUGAGAAUGGCAGUGAGUUUACCUCAGAGCUGGAGGAUGGUGAUGACCCAGCAUCAUAUGACACCAACCUUUCCUAUUACCACCUGGUCCCCUUUGAGACGGACAUUUUGGACUGAGCCUUCAGGGGGCCCCUUCAUCCCCAGGCUUCAGUUGCUGCUGGUUCUGCUGCUGUUCACCGCUUUGGCUCCAGGCCUGGGCCCUGAGGUGCCUGUGUUGACUAAGCAUGGCUCUGCUGCCAUGCUCCACUCAGCACCCUGCAUCAAUGGGGCCUGGUAUUCUGAGAGUGGAUCAGUGGAGUUUUCUGCGGUUAGGACCAACCUCAAGGUCUCCAACAACAGGAGUCAGGUCUCGGGAGUCCACGAAGCCUGCUGCUACGGACAGAUCUUCUCUUUCCCCCGCAAAUUGCCAGCCUGUUUCAGCCUUCCUGAGACUAGCUCCUCACAGUGUUUGGAGGAGCCACAAGUGCCUGCAGGAUGUCUCAGUGCAAGGGCAGAAUACCUAGGGUCUUUCUGGGUUCCUCCUCUCCUGUGAUCACUUCCUGGAAAGGAGCCUUUCUCUUGGUACAGUGGCUCAGGGCCCGCCGGACCCCCCACAUUCCCUGCCAUCCCUGCCAUCACAACCACACAAAACAACCCAUGUGAGAUUUUGUUGAGUCGACAAGUUCUUGACAACAUAGGCAGGGUAUGUUAAGUAAUCAGCAUUUUCUUAGGAACCAGGAUGGGUGGCUUUUGUUUCUUAUUUUCAUCUUUUAUCUGGAAACUGUGGGCUAGCUUUGUGUCAGCCAAAGGAGGUGUGAAUUGUGAAUAGGGACAAGGACUGUAGAAAUCAUUGACUGUCAGGUGCUUAUAUAAGCUGACCCUGAGUUAAAAAUGCUCCAGUAGAGGAAGAGAAUCCCUGCCUAGCCUGCCAGCAUAUCUGCAGAGUAGCAGUGCUUUAGCCAUCCUGGGUAUCAGAGGUUCAGCUCUCCUGCUGGUUACCCAGCUCUCAAUGAUAAAAUUGCCAUAUUAACAUGAAAGGGUGGGAAUGAGAGGAAGGCCACUCACUCAGCCUGCCUAUCACCAUUUGCCCUCAGGGAGGGGCUGGGCUCUGCGUGCUUCUGUCCUUUUAAGUCUUCACAGUGUCUACUAAGGACCAACAUUUGCUAAUGUAAAUAAUAGUAAAUUAUUGAGAAUCCUAAUUCUUUUACACAGUCUGUUUUUUAAUCUAUUUUAAUUAAAUAAAAUUUAUUA